AUGAUCUCCGACUCGACGCGCGAAAAAGCCAAAGCCACCAAGGCCUACCUCGAGCAAAAGUAUGCCACGAUGAAGCGCGAGCGCGAAGAAAGUCGCGAGCGACGCAACGUGCUGGAGCAGCAGAUGGAAGCGCUGCGUCUCACGGAGCGCAAGAAGGAGCAGUACCGCCACGAGCUCCGGUCGCAAGAGCUCCAGAGUAUGCGGCAUCAACGCAAGCGCUUGGCUGUGGGGGAUUUCCAGCCACUGGCUGUGAUUGGUCGAGGCGCUUUCGGUGAAGUGCGAUUGGUGCGCAAACGAGACAGCAGCGAGAUCUUUGCGCUCAAGUCGCUCGAGAAGAGUGCGAUGGUGCUCAAGAAUCAGGUGGGCCACGUCAAGGCCGAGCGCGAUAUCUUGGCAAGUGCUGCUCAAGACAAUGAUUGGCUCGUGACUCUGCACUUUUCGUUCCAAGAUGACCAUCGGCUGUAUAUGGUGAUGGAGUACUUGCCGGGAGGCGACCUCAUGGGCUUGUUGAUGAAGGAAGAUACGCUGAAUGAAGCCACGACGCGCUUUUAUGCGGCAGAAAUGGUGCUGGCGAUCCAGUCUGUGCACGAACUUGGCUACAUCCAUCGUGAUAUGAAACCGGACAAUGUGCUGCUGGAUGCGCAUGGCCACUUGAAGCUGACUGACUUGGGACUGUGCAAGAAGAUGGACUCGCGGGUGGACUUGUUACCGAUCACGCAACACGUGAUGAACCCCGAGACAGCAGCUGCAGCAGCAAAAGCUGGUGGUGAGAGUGGCAAUAGCGUGGAUGCAUCACGUAGCAAACCGUUCUGUCGCUAUCGACAGGUUGCGUUCAGUACUGUUGGUACGCCGGACUAUAUUGCGCCAGAGGUGCUGGCACAGAAGGGAUACGGCAAGGAGUGUGAUUGGUGGUCCAUGGGUGUGAUCUUGUACGAAUGCUUGGUGGGUUACCCACCGUUUUACGCCGACGAACCGGUGCAGACGUGCCGCAAGAUCAUUAAUUGGAAACAGUCGUUCGGAUUCCCGCAGGAGGCCGUCGCCCGAUUGAGUCCGCACUGUAUGUCCUUUGUCAGGGGCCUCAUUUGCAAUGCAGAGAACCGACUGGGCACAAGGUCGAUUGACGAGAUCAAGCGACAUCCAUGGUUCAACGGCGUAGACUGGUCAACGUUACGCUCUAUCCAAGCUCCCCACAUUCCGCCGGGUGGCGGCGCGCAGUUCGACAAAGUCUUGAACCAACUGCAGGUAAACGAACCCGACCAGGGUGGCCCGCAAUACCAAGAGCUGGUUCGACAGAUCACAUCAAACUUCGACGAGUUUACAGAGCCGUGUGAAUUGCCUGUACCAGCUCCAGUGCAGACGUCGAACAUGACGCAGGGGUCUGCUGCAGCGACAAUGAAUGGACACUUUUGCGAUGCAGCUCGUGGAAUGGCCAAUGGAGCCUCGUCACGUGAUGACAGCGCAGGCGAGCUGCCGCAAGCAUUUGGCCCGGAUGGCAAGCCCUUGACCUUCAACAAGUUCAUUGGCUACACGUACAAACGGAAGCCACUAGUUCGCAUGGCACUGCAUGAUGGGCUGUUCGACGAUGGCGGUGGAAAUGGUGCAGCGGUUUCGUCAGAUCCCGAUGCUGGCUCCAAGUCUUUGGAUCCUGUCUGUCCGCUGGCUACUACCACUACUGUAGAUACUUUUGUCGCAAGGCCUUCGAUUGACGCUGGAGACACUAUCCCAUGUGACAAGAAGGACCAUUUGUAA
Peronospora matthiolae is the source of this 1749-nucleotide messenger RNA. The record is from the annotation of a GenBank genome assembly. NCBI's taxonomy places the organism in Eukaryota, Oomycota, Peronosporomycetes, Peronosporales, Peronosporaceae.